UGCAGGACCCAUCGCAGCUGAUGACGAAGGAGGUGGAUGCCUUAGAGCAAUGGCUUCAGGUGAACGCUGGUGAUUGGACGGGGCGCAAGUCUACCACAGAAUGCAAAUACAGAAAGAAGCUCGAUGAGCUGGUGGUCCAGCAGCCAGAUGGCACUGUGGGUCUCUCCAUUCGCUUCCGCACAGCCGCAGAGGAGAUGGCCGUGCAGGUCCUGAAAAAGGUUUCGGAUCUCGCGGAGGCUUUGGCCCAGCAGCUCCAGGACUUCACCUCCGACGCCGCGACCAGCGCGACCAGCGCGACCAGCGUGGCGCUGGCGCUGGGCCCGGGUCGAGAAGCAGGGAAGAUCAGGUUCCAGGAGGACGAGAUACCCAUCAGCGGAAUGCACAUGGUCAAGUUGCGACAGCUCUACGAGGUUCACAAUGGCGGCCAGGUCUCUGAGGAGGCCUUUCGGCAUCGCAUGUAUUGCAUGCUGCGACGCUACGUGACCUUCAUUGGUUUAGACCCCGCGCAGCAAGGCAGCCAAGGUGGGAAUAUGCACGCCGCCGCGCCGGAGUCAGUCUUUGCUUGGCUCCGGGACCACAUGGGCGUGACCUGCGAGCUCUUCGCAUCGCCUCUGAACUGCUACUUUGCGCAGUAUUACUCUGCCUUCCCAGACGUGGACGCCUUCUUUGGCUCAAGAGGCUCCUUCUUCGACGUGGACGAUCUGCCGGAAGGCUCCUAUGAAGUGGGCCCUCCCUACACCGAGGAGGUCAUGGAGUUGAUGGCCCGGAAACUUCUGAGACACUUGCAGAGUUCCGAAGCGCAGCGGCGGGCGCUAAGUUUCGUGGUCUUCGUUCCUCACUGGGGUGAUGACUGCACGGCGCUGAGCCUAAUGGGCGGUGGGGACUUUGAAGCUUUCCGCCCAUCGCCCUGCAAGAGCAGUGAGAGCCCCUACCUGUUGGCACGUGGCCGUGAACAUCACUACAUCUCUGGAGUACAGUUCUUUCACGAUUCCGGUGCCGACGCGCGUAGGCGUUAUUAUGAUGUGCCCCAUGGCACUCGCAUCUACGUGCUGCAGACGUCAUCUGGUGCGUCAAAGUGGCCAUUCGAUGAGGCAGCCGCAAGGGCUUUGCUCGACAAGCUGAGCCCGGCAGAACAGCAAAAAUCAUGGGCUGCACGGUGGAACGUGCUGAUGCCAUGUGGAAAUGUCCGGCCACCGCUAACCAACCCUUUGGCUAUCCUUUUUACCUUGAACCCAGGUUGCAGCAGUCAACCGUAUGCCUUGUUGUUUCUUUAGGAACUCACGUGAAG
This is a messenger RNA of Cladocopium goreaui, 1288 nucleotides long. NCBI's taxonomy places the organism in Eukaryota, Dinophyceae, Suessiales, Symbiodiniaceae. The record is from the annotation of a GenBank genome assembly.